Molecule: messenger RNA, 23767 nt
Organism: Coregonus sp. 'balchen'
Lineage: Eukaryota; Metazoa; Chordata; Actinopteri; Salmoniformes; Salmonidae
Source: the annotation of a GenBank genome assembly
CCUCCUUCUCCUCUGUUUACGGUUGUCAUGACAACGAUGGAAUGAGCGUGCAGACACGUGACCGAUGGAAAAAACCUCAAUAAACCAACGAAGAAAUAAUAAACAAACAGAAAUAUCUUGAAAACUGUUAGCUGCACAUUUAUUGGCAUUUAGAUCCAAAUAUAUUUUGUGCCAGGUAAAAGCUGUUCAGCCUUAUCAUUUGGUGAUAAGGAUAUCUCAUAAAUUCCUCUUCAAAUAGACCAAUUACAAUAUUUUCAGUGUUCCAGUACCUAGGUUUCCAUCCAAUUGGCGACAGAUUAUUUUCGCACCAGAGAUGUGUUUUGAUCAAAUUGAGUUGCAGAUAAAAGGCUGUGCUUGAUGACGUAGUGCACGUAACAAUAACUUUCGCGGUUAAAUUCCCAUGUACCGAAUAAAAAAUACAAGUUAAUUAAAUGGGUUUCAAUCGCAUUUUCAACUCUACUGAUGGUUUUCUCACAAAAAUGUUUGCGUUAUAUUAUAGCGAGUGUGCCCACUGUUAAUGGCAAGAGUGCUCUAGCCGAAAGCUCUAUGUGCGCGCUUUUGGCUAGCUAGUGCUGUUGGUUAUGCUGCGUUCAUAACAACUAAGAACUCGGGAACUGGCAACUCGGAAAUCUCCGACUUCCGAAUUCAGUGCGUUCAAAACAACUGGGAGCUUGUAAAAAAAAAAACCCAGCUCCGACUGGGAAAUAUCAUUUUAAACCGUCAUCCAACUCGGAAUUCCAACUCGUGAACUCGGCUUCGUUCUAGCGGCUUUUUUCUAGAGCUACGAUUUGAAGAGCACUGACGUCAUGAUUUGACCUCGUAUUUUUCAGAGUUCCCAGUUGUCUUGAAAUCACAAUUUUUAUGGACAGAAAGCAACAUUUUUAUGGACAAAGAAGCGAGAUUAUUUUUAUUUGUCAAAGGCAGCCAAGCAUCAAUUAUCAUGUCACCAGAAUAAAACCCUCGACAUUUAUUGGAAAGGAGCAUCAAACUCAUCACCCUGUGAAAUGUAUCAUAACUUUCAUCUGUAGCCUAAAAACGGCGUGCUUUCCCGACAAGUCCUAGUUGGAGGACCACACAACAUGUCAACGCGUGACUCCCAAGUUUACUUCGAUAUAAUGGUUAUUAUAUCAACAUUUACGCAUAAAAGUGUUUCCACCGACAUUUCUCGCAUAAUUCAUUUUACCGACACAAAAAGAUCCCACCUUUUCUAGCGUAUUUUGUUUUGUCGACAUUUGGAAAGUUUACCGAAAAUGUUGCUGUUUCUUUACUCGCAUAAACAGGUUGGAUGGAAACCUGGUUAGUAACACUGAUAAAUAUUGUAUCUCAUUUCCUUGUUGAUUUACUUUGUUGCAACGCCAAUGGCAUUUUUGAUAACUAGCCAGAGACCUCAGACACUCACCAGUUUCUUUGUACUGUUCUGACGUCAGUUGGAGACCAAAGCGGAGGUUGGGCGACCAGUGUGACUGUGAAUGACAGUCCGGUGAAGCUCUGUGAAAGAUCAAGGAAGUGAUUGCUAAACCGCCCGAGUUGGACGAGAAACAAGACGUUUCUUUUGAAAUUUUCCGCGAUUUCAGCCACAGUAAGUUUGAUCAUUUAUCUGUCCAUGUCUGUGAGUUGAUAGGUUCGGCGAUUUAACACAGAUAGACCUCCGUUUUUGUCUAGCAUCGAGUGCACAAGGAUGAGCAGAAAGUGAAGCGAGCGAGCCAUGGUUAUGUGAAGACAAUGGUUCUAAACAAAGAGCUGUCGGAUACAUUGUAAGGAGGAUUCAGCAUGUAAAUACAUUGUAUCUUUAGAUUGGAGUAUCGAUUUGGUUACAAUGUUGCUGAUGAUCAUAAUGAUUGAAAACAUUGACGAUGUGGCUUUCUAGCAAACUGACAAAUGUCCUACAAUAGGCUUCGCUCUCUUUGAUGUCUGUCACACGGGGAAGUCAAAUGUGAUUUUAAUGGUCAAUAAACGUUUUCAUUGUUUUUUACCACAGUCCAAGAAAAUGGUAAAAUAACAGUAUUGGGCUCUGUAUAACAAUCAAAUAUAAUCUACAGGAUGAUAGAUGGUAAAAAAUGCAUAAAUGGGAAAAAGAGAUGAAAAAAGAGAGAGAGAGAGAGGAGAGAUACCUACCUAUUGUCGACUGAACUUCAGUAAUUAACUUCAGUAACUGGCUUUGAGGCUCUUUCACAAUCUAAAUGAAAAGCCCGGUCCAGUUGAUGUCCAAGAUUCCACGUAUGAGGUUUUGCUAUUAGCUGUAGCCAAACAUUGUACUUGUUUUAUGUUAACAUUUGAGUCAUAUAGCAGACGCUCUUAUCCAGAGCGACUUACAGUAGUUAGUGAAUACAUUUUAAUAACUAUUUUUUUUGUACUGGUCCCCCGUGGGAAUCGAACCCACAACCCUGGCGCCAUGCUCUACCAACUGAGCUACACGGGAAAGUAAUUCAAGUUUUAGUGGGUUACUUAGUAUGUAGAAUGAAUCCAUUCAACUUGCAAAAUGAUGACGUAACCAUAUCAGUAGUGUAAAUGACUAAUGUCGUGGCAGAGGCUCAUGCCAGAGUUACACAGUACAGUAGGCGUAGCUUAGCAAGCCAAGCUGUCGAUAUACAAGGUUGGUGGUUAAGUGCUUGGCAACGUCCUGUUCCCAGAUCAAGAUACUGGCAUAGUAGGCUACUGGUAUUCAUGCUACACGUGAUCCCCAGAGCAUUAAGCUAAAGUUGUAUGAAUGCGAUAAAUAACUCUGAUAACCCACUGAGCUGAGUGGCUGUGGGAAGACUACUGUAGCCUACUAUGCCUUUCUGGAGAGUCGUUCCACGUCAUUUCAACAAGCCAUCAUACCCACACCAUCUCAGAUAAUUCUGAAAUUGUUUCUGUAGUUUUGAAACGGGUAAUAUUGGCAUUCCUGAUUUUUUUUAAAUUUUAAACAAAAUAAUAAUAAAGGACGAACUGAAUUGCUUUCGUGGAGGACUAGCUUGCAUUGUGAGGAUGACCACACAAUAUAUUGUCACAAUGAGCCAAAUCUAUUGGUUUUCUACCCAAAGUUGCAAAGGAAAUGUUGUGAUCUCCCGAGUGGCGCAGCGGUCUAAGGCACUGCAUCUCAGUGCUCGAGGCGUCACUACAGACCCCCUGGUUCGAUUCCAGGCUGUAUCACAACCGGCCGUGAUUGGGAGUCCCAUAGGGAGAACAUACACUAUGAGAACAUACAGAACAUAUAGAGACUAUAGAGAACAUACUAUAGAGAACAUACACUAUGGAAAUGGAACGGAGAGAGAUGCCAUAUUCAGAUGUCCUGCUGUGUUUGAAACUAUCUUUAAUUAUUUUGCCCCAUACAGGAGAACACCGCUUCUGAGGGGGUAUUCCUGCAGUCUCUUGGCCAUGUCUCCUGGGCCUCGCGUUGAGCUCACAGAAUGGAACUGUAGGUCAUCAUCAUCACUGUGAGACCUGCCCAGUCCCUGUUAUCGCCCAAUCAUGGCCCCCGUGCCACCUGGCAUCCGCUUCCUGGCCUCCUUCAACAGAGACCAGUGGUGAGUUUUGUUUGUCUGUCCGUCUGUCCGUCCGUCUGUCCACGUUCCCGCCUGUGUCCGUCUAUCUGUCCGUCUAUCUGCCUGUCUGUCUUGUUGUCUCUGUCAUUCAGAUAAAAAUGCACUCUGUCAUUAGUAGUUCAUCAAUUCAUUCAUCUAGAUGGCAAUGUCAUCAGAACAAUAUGUGUGGAUCAGGUCUAACAACAGUUGGUUCAAGAAGCAGGCUGUCCUCCUCUGACAAGUAAGCCUACUGAUCAUGUCACUCUUCUAAUCAAACCAGAUGUUCGGGUUUCUGUCUUUGCGUGUCUGCUUUCUAAUUCCACAGAGUCCUGUCUGUCCACUUGGGUUGUGUGCUUGUCUUGACAUUCUUUAGUGAAGGAUAUAUAGCCCAUCAUUCAGUUGGUUUGUACUACUCUUGUUAAUGGGGAUUUGUCUCUGCUGGUCUGGCUCACACGUGGACUUAGCUGUAAAUAGUUGAUGACAUAUCAUAUCAGGGCUCGAGCCAUACCGUGUGUGUGACCCUGUGUGUGUGUCGGUGUAAUGUAUGUACCGUUGCUUGCGCCUGUGUGUGCUGCCUGUAUCAAUUUCUAUUUAGUUCAAUAGAAUUAUGUGUGCGAGACAGGGAAUUGGCCGGCCCACAGAGAAUUAGAUUUUAUUUGCCUAUCCCAUUCAUUAUCAGGACCAGGAGUAGUUCCUGGUCAAGGUCAAACUGAAAAAAGAUUGCGAAACCAAGUUCUUAACCUGAAUUUUCAUAGGGGUAUUAAACUUUGAAGUAUUUAUUUGAACUCUGCCACAUUUCAUUGCAUUCCGACUGCUAGUUAUUCAGUGUGAGUGACGGUGGCAUGCUGAGAUCACGGCCGUAAACCUUUGGCCCUGUGUGACUGUAGCCAGUCUGUCUGGUGCUCUCAGAGCGGUGGAGCUGGGACAGUGGUGGUGUUCUGUGUUGUCACAGAGCCACUGACAUGUUUUACACUAAAUUACUGUUGACAGGGAAGACCAAACUGACUCCUUUCUGUCCUGCCUUGGGGGAGAACACAACCCCCUUUCCACUAGACACACACACAGAGAUACAAACACACACGUGCUGCCCAGCUAUUGUGAUUGUGCAUAGGCAAUCAGGGAUUCUCCCCUCUGACUGCUUUUCACCCCUUAGCAACUGGUCUCUAGGGCUGGUUUAUGGUGGUGUGACAUUACGAUGUCCAGACUGUCAUAAGUGUCUGUUUUAGGCUUGAUCAGGGGCAGACCCACGUUGAGGUGGCUGUGUUUGGCUAGUUCAGGGGCAGACCCACGUCAGGGUGGCUGUGUUUGGCUAGUUCAGGGGCAGACCCACGUCAGGGUGGCUGUGUUUGGCUUGAUCAGGGGCAGACCCACGUUGAGGUGGCUGUGUUUGGCUUGAUCAGGGGCAGACCCACGUUGAGGUGGCUGUGUUUGGCUUGAUCAGGGGCAGACCCACAUUGAGGUGGCUGUGUUUGGCUUGAUCAGGGGCAGACCCACGUUGAGGUGGCUGUGUUUGGCUAGUUCAGGGGCAGACCCACGUUGAGGUGGCUGUGUUUGGCUUGAUCAGGGGCAGACCCACGUCAGGGUGGCUGUGUUUGGCUUGAUCAGGGGCAGACCCACGUUGAGGUGGCUGUGUUUGGCUUGAUCAGGGGCAGACCCACGUUGAGGUGGCUGUGUUUGGCUUGAUCAGGGGCAGACCCACGUUGAGGUGGCUGUGUUUGGCUUGAUCAGGGGCAGACCCACGUUGAGGUGGCUGUGUUUGGCUUGAUCAGGGGCAGACCCACGUUGAGGUGGCUGUGUUUGGCUUGAUCAGGGGCAGACCCACGUUGAGGUGGCUGUGUUUGGCUUGAUCAGGGGCAGACCCACGUUGAGGUGGCUGUGUUUGACUAGGUCAGGGGCAGACCCACGUUGAGGUGGCUGUGUUUGGCUUGAUCAGGGGCAGACCCACGUUGAGGUGGCUGUGUUUGGCUUGAUCAGGGGCAGACCCACGUUGAGGUGGCUGUGUUUGGCUUGAUCAGGGGCAGACCCACGUUGAGGUGGCUGUGUUUGACUAGGUCAGGGGCAGACCCACGUUGAGGUGGCUGUGUUUGGCUUGAUCAGGGGCAGACCCACGUUGAGGUGGCUGUGUUUGGCUUGAUCAGGGGCAGACCCACGUUGAGGUGGCUGUGUUUGGCUUGAUCAGGGGCAGACCCACGUUGAGGUGGCUGUGUUUGACUAGGUCAGGGGCAGACCCACGUUGAGGUGGCUGUGUUUGGCUUGAUCAGGGGCAGACACACGUUGAGGUGGCUGUGUUUGGCUUGAUCAGGGGCAGACCCACGUCAGGGUCUGUCGAACUCGACUUAAUUGUCCACCAGGAAAUAACUGAUAAUGAGUGGGAGAUCUAAAGGAACAGCACAUAAUGGUUUUUAUUAUACUGACCAGCUCUCACUGGGUUUAUUAUACUGACCGGCUCUCACUGGGUUUAUUAUACUGACCAGCUCUCACUGGGUUUAUUAUACUGACCAGCUCUCACUGGGUUUAUUAUACUGACCAGCUCUCACUGGGUUUAUUAUACUGACCAGCUCUCACUGGGUUUAUUAUAAUGACCAGCUCUCACUGGGUUUAUUAUACUGACCAGCUCUCACUGGGUUUAUUAUACUGACCAGCUCUCACUGGGUUUAUUAUACUGACCAGCUCUCACUGGGUUUAUUAUACUGACCAGCUCUCACUGGGUUUAUUAUACUGACCAGCUCUCACUGGGGUUAUUAUACUGACCAGCUCUCACUGGGUUUAUUAUACUGACCAGCUCUCACUGGGUUUAUUAUACUGACCAGCUCUCACUGGGUUUAUUAUACUGACCAGCUCUCACUGGGUUUAUUUAUUUUCUGUUUACCAUCAAACGUCACGUUUCAGUGAUGCGUGUUGAUCCCGACAUCAAAAAGCUCUGUAGCAGUAUAGCUAACGCUAAUGUUGGGAUCUUGACAAACUUAACAGUGAGUGAGUGAUGACCAUGAAAACACGUCAGACUGGUUAUAGCUACUGCGUUUUCAACAUGGAUAUUAUUCUUCUGGCUUGAUCUAUUUGGGAUAUUUUACCUUACCUCGCUGGCUUGCUACCGUCUCGGUAAUCAAUCCUCUGAUGACAUCUGCGAGUUUGUAGAUGAUAACCAUCUGAUUUCUUGUUUGUUAACUGCAUUUGAAGUUGCAUGUGAUCCACUGCCAGGUCAACAAAGAGCUUUCUGAUGACGAAUUGCGCGCUCAACUUUUCAUGACGCGGCCGGGAAAUGGGUCUAUAUCUGACCCUGUAUCAGUGGAUGAACGCCACCCACUGACUACCUCCUCCUCCUCCAGUCCCUUACUGCUGCCCCCUGUGUUAUGUUGUCUCCCUCUAGGUACAGAGCCUCCAGUCCCUUACUGCUGCCCCCUGUGUUAUGUUGUCUCCCUCUAGGUACAGAGCCUCCAGUCCCUUACUGCUGCCCCCUGUGUUGUGUUGUCUCCCUCUAGGUACAGAGCCUCCAGUCCCUUACUGCUGCCCCCUGUGUUAUGUUGUCUCCCUCUAGGUACAGAGCCUCCAGUCCCUUACUGCUGCCCCCUGUGUUGUGUUGUCUCCCUCUAGGUACAGAGCCUCCAGUCCCUUACUGCUGCCCCCUGUGUUAUGUUGUCUCCCUCUAGGUACAGAGCCUCCAGUCCCUUACUGCUGCCCCCUGUGUUAUGUUGUCUCCCUCUAGGUACAGAGCCUCCAGUCCCUUACUGCUGCCCCCUGUGUUAUGUUGUCUCCCUCUAGGUACAGAGCCUCCAGUCCCUUACUGCUGCCUCCUGUGUUAUGUUGUCUCCCUCUAGGUACAGAGCCUCCAGUCCCUUACUGCUGCCCCCUGUGUUAUGUUGUCUCCCUCUAGGUACAGAGCCUUCACAUUUGGCCUCACCUUCCUGCUGUACACCAGCUUCCACCUGUCCAGAAAACCCAUCAGCAUUGUCAAGGUAACACACACACACACACACACACACACACAGACACUGAUGUAUCCUAUAGGCAAUUCACUGUACUACACUGGCAUAUUGCAUAAUAAGAGACUUACUCACUAUACACUCGUCUCCACGCACUAUACAGACAUGUUCUCAGCACAGGUGCUAUUGUAAGCAGUCACAGUGCAGAGCCAGGGCAUUAACCCUUUUUAUAAACCGGGUGGUUCGAGCCCUGAAUGCUGAUUUAUUUGGCUGAAAGCCGCGGUAUAUCAGACCGUAUACCACUGGUAUGACCAAAAAUUACGCUAGUAACCAGUAUAAUAGCAAUAAGGCACCUUGGGUGUUUGUGGUAUAUGGCCAAUGUACCACGGCUAAGGGCUGUAUCCAGGCACUGUGCGUUGCUUGGUUACCAAGGCAACUACUGUCACUAUCAAAUAAACUUGCUAGCUACUUCAGUGGAUGUUGAACACAUUUCUAGCAGCAAAUGUGUUAAAUGAUAGCCUUGGUAUAAAAGGGAUAAUCAACUCGGGGCUCUAUGCGUUCUCUGGAAAAUAAUGCAACUCCGUGAUAGGUCAGUUUCACUCCACUAGCACGUUGUGGACCACACCUUCCACAUUGUUCCUUAUUUUCCAGAGAACGCAUAGAUCCCCUUGUUGAUUAUCUCUUACAUGGAACUGUCCCGUGUAGCUCAGUUGGUAGAGCAUGGCGGUUGCAACGCCAGGGUUGUGGGUUCGAUUCCCACCGGGGGACUAGUAUGAAAAUGUAUGUACUCACUAACUGUAAGUCGCUCUGGAUAAGAGCGUCUGCUAAAUGACUAAAAUGUAACUGAUGUUAUCAUCUACCAUUGUCUAAUUUGGAACCAUAGCAUGGCUGCACACUGCUUGAUAUUGGAAUGAAUGUAUGACAAGCUAAAUGUAUGCUGUAGCUUGUGCUUUUUUUUUUUUUCAUUUUGAGGGUGUUUUGGACUGAGUAAUGAAUAUGCAUGUUUUCUCAUGGUGGUUAUACUUGCUCCAUAGAGUGAGCUGCAUAAGAACUGCUCAGCUCUCCAUGAGCUCUCCUUAGCUGGUAGUAGGCAGCCGCAGAGCCUCCACACAGACUGCAGCUGGAAACCCUUUGGUAAGAAUCCUUGUUCUCCCCCGUCUUCCUCUGCCUGACGCUCUUCCUCUGCCUGACGCUCUUCCUCUGCCUGACGCUCUUCCUCUGCCUGACGCUCUUCCUCUGCCUGACGCUCUUCCUCUGCCUGACGCUCUUUCUCUGCCUGACGCUCUUUCUCUGCCUGACGCUCUUUCUCUGCCUGACGCUCUUUCUCUGCCUGACGCUCUUCCUCUGCCUGACGCUCUUCCUCUGCCUGACGCUCUUUCUCUGCCUGACGCUCUUUCUCUGCCUGACGCUCUUUCUCUGCCUGACGCUCUUCCUCUGCCUGACGCUCUUCCUCUGCCUGACGCUCUUCCUCUGCCUGACGCUCUUCCUCUGCCUGACGCUCUUCCUCUGAUGACCCUCUUCUUCUCAAUCCCUCUUACACCAAUUCCCAUUCCAUCCCACCUAUUCCACCUACCUACCUUCCCAUUCCACCUACCUACCUACCUUCCCAUUCCAUCCCACCUAUUCCACCUACCUACCUUCAUUCCAUCCCACUAGUUCCACCUCCUCCUUCCCAUUCCAUCCCACCUAUCCACCUACCUACCUUCCCAUUCCAUCCCACCUAUGCCACCACCUACUACCUUCCAUUCCAUCCCACCUAUCCACCUACCUACCCUUCCCCAUUCCAUCCCACCUAUUCCACCUACCUACCUACCUUCCCAUUCCAGCCACCUAUUCCACCUACCUACCACCUCCACAUCCCAUUCCAUCCCACCUUCCCCCACUACCUCCCAUCCCCAUUCCACCACUAUCCACACUACCUACCUUCACCAUCCCCCACCUAUUCACAUACCCACCAUCCACCUACCACCUACUACCUCCUCCCAUUCCAUCCCACCUAUUCCACCUACCUACCUUCCCAUUCCAUCCCACCUAUUCCACCUACCUACCUUCCCAUUCCAUCCCACCUAUUCCACCUACCUACCUUCCCAUUCCAUCCCACCUAUUCCACCUACCUACCUUCCCAUUCCAUCCCACCUAUUCCACCUACCUACCUUCCCAUUCCAUCCCACCUAUGCCACCUACCUACAUUCCCAUUCCAUCCCACCUAUUCCACCUACCCACCUUCCCAUCCCACCUAUUCCACCUACCUACUUUCCCUACACAUUUUUUGUCGAUCCCAUAACCAAAUCCAGGGGUCUGUAUUCAGAUAAGUGGCCCUUGGUGGAAUUGAUGUUAUUCUCAUGCAAAACCUAUUUUCACAAUUUCUAGAUAAAAGCAACUAUAAGCAGCUUCUGGGAGCCAUGGACUACUCCUUCCUCUGUGCCUACGCUGUGGGAAUGUUCCUCAGGUAAAGCUUCAACUAGGCUCUCCACUUGACCUGACCAGGGGAAAUUUCUGGGUGUGUUGUUAGCAAAAAAAGUGCCUGGAGUUGAUCCUGGACAGGUCAGUUGAUUAGGAAAACCCAUUAAUAAAAAAAUGCACCCACCAAUGACUUACUGCUAGCUGCUACUUUACCUUGAGCGAGAGUGACAACGCUCAAGAUCUGAGUCGGUGACAGUUUGUGUUCUAUAAGAGGCCCAGUGAUUUUAUGUCCUGAACCUGGGAGGAGAUUGUGUCACGUCCCGUGAUUGUGUCUAGAAAAAUAGAUAGUUUUAAAGCUACAAGCAUUCACUCAGCAGGCUGUUGUUGCUAACGUCCUUCAGCUUGCACAACCUGUGCUAGAUAGGCUAGAGCAGGGCUACCCGACCCUCUUCCUGGAGAUCUACCGUCCUGUGGGUUUUCAGUCCGACCCUCUUCCUGGAGAUCUACCGUCCUGUGGGUUUUCAGUCCGACCCUCUUCCUGGAGACCUACCGUCCUGUGGGUUUUCAGUCCGACCCUCUUCCUGGAGAUCUACCGUCCUGUGGGUUUUCAGUCCGACCCUCUUCCUGGAGACCUACCGUCCUAAUGGAAGUAGCAGUAGAAUAUUGUUGUCCAUUAGUUUACUCCAAUCGGGGAGGGGGGGAAUUAUUAAUAAAAAUAAGGGGGAUUAGAAAUGAUGCAAAUCAUUAAAUUGAUAGAACAUUGACAUUGAAUUAUGUUUUUUCAUUUAAAACUGAUGUUCUUUUAUAUAUCUGGGGGAGAAGAUGCUGAGAAGACACCAGACAUUUUGCCAGCUUGCUUUGAUCUGAUGCAUUGUUAAUAUGUCAUCAUUGUGCGUCCUGCAGUGGCAUCAUCGGCGAGCGCCUGCCCAUCCGUCUGUACCUGACGUUUGGGAUGCUGAUGAGUGGCCUCUUCACCUGCCUGUUUGGUCUGGGCCGCAUCUACAACAUCCACAACCUCAGCUUCUAUAUAAUUGUCCAGGUGAUUCACACACAUACCUAGAAUGCCCCCCCCCCCCCCCCCCCCACACACACACACACACACACACACACACACACACACACACACACGUUGGAGUUGAGAGAUCAGAGGACAAUUAUUCUGUAUUCUGAAUGUUUUUCUAGCUGCUCUCAUUGCUCCCAAGUCUAACAUACUCCUCUGUGUGCUUGUCCUCUGCCUCAGGUGGCCAAUGGCUUGGUUCAGACUACUGGCUGGCCCAGUGUUGUCACAUGCAUCGGGAACUGGUUUGGGAAGGGAAGGUAAACCACAAUAUCUGGUAUUAUUCUACUGAUUCCUCUAUAGUUCAGAUACAUUGAAGUUAAUAUGAGAUGCAUCGAAGUUACAAUAGUAUUUUAACUAUGUUAACUGGUUUCCCUGGUCGGAGGGGUCUGAUCAUGGGCCUGUUCAAGUCAUAACACUAUCCUAACCCUGUUUUAACUGGUUCUCUCUACAGGAGGGGUCUCAUCAUGGGCGUAUGGAACUCCCACACCUCCGUAGGCAACAUCCUGGGCUCUUUGAUCGCAGGUUACUGGGUCUCCUCCAACUGGGGCUUGUCCUUCAUCGUCCCCGGCCUCGUCAUCGCUUUCAUGGGUGUCGUCUGCUUCCUCUUCCUCAUCGAACGUGAGUACUGCUCUGCGACUGGUUGGAGGAAGAGACUCUCUUUCCAUUGACCUCAGAGAAGUUUUGAUGCAUGAUUUAUGUGAUGGUAAAAGUUUUGCAUGCUGAAAUUCACAACUAAUCUGACUGGUUUUCUCUGUAGAUCCAAAUGAUCUGAGAAGCAUCCAUGAUGUACAGAGCCCUGCUCCCAGCAACAAUGUGAGUGCUUAACAUGUCUCUCUUGGUCCAAAGCAUCUCUACUAAGUAUAGAUAUAAUAUGGGGACAUUUCAGAGGUAUAAAUACACAAACAUAUUCAUGAAUCACAGACAGACAAAGCCCAUUUUAUGCUUAGUGUAAGUACCAUUUUUGUAAAUGUGUGUGGACAUUUGUUUGUUUGUUUGUUUUGUGAGCCAUGAGUGGAGCCCACGUCUUCAGAAUUUGCCUGAAUAGCAUCGUUUCCAUGACAACUGUCUCCCACUUUAGCUCAUUGCGUAGCGGGAGAGUAGCUGAGUGUCUCCGAGAGCGUGGGCUGGCUCUGGUAAAAAAAAAAAAAAAGGCCUCUCUGGAGACAGACACACAUCAAAAAGGGAUAAAACAUAAUUAACGUUUACCAUGUGGGUGGAUUCAUUGUAUAAGCUUUAUUUAGGGUUCUUCUUGAUUGACAGGUGUUGUUUUCAUUCUCACACACUAGUUUGAACUGCAUUGCAGAUGUUUACAUUGGUGGCUGCUGGAGCACUAUAUCAUGAUGGUGAAAACUGAAUGUACAGUGGCUUGUGAAAGUAUUCACCCCCCUUGGCAUUUUUCCUAUUUUGUUGCCUUACAACCUGGAAUUAAAAUUGAUGUUGUAUCAUUUGAUUUACACAACAUGCCUACCACAAAAUAUUUUUUAUUGUGAAACAAACAAGAAAUAAUACAAAAAAACAGAAAGCUUGAGCGUGCAUAGCUAUUCAUCCCCCCCAAAGUCAAUACUUUGUAGAGCCACCUUUUGCAGCAAUUACAGCUGCAAGUCUCUUGGGGUAUGUCUCUAUAAGCUUGGCACAUCUAGCCACUGGGAUUUUUGCCCAUUCUUCAAGGCAAAACUGCUCCAGCUCCUUCAAGUUGGAUGGGUUCCGCUGGUGUACAGCAAUCUUUAAGUCAUUCCACAGAUUCUCAAUUGGAUUGAGGUCUGGGCUUUGACUAGAACAUUCCAAGACAUUUAAAUGUUUCCCCUUAAACCACUCAAGUGUUGCUUUAGCAGUAUGCUUAGGGUCAUUGUCUUGCUGGAAGGUGAACCUGCAUCCCAGCCUCAAAUCUCUGAAAGUCUGAAACAGGUUUCCCUCAAGAAUUUCCCUGUAUUUAGCGCCAUCCAUCAUUCCUUCAAUACUGACCAGUUUCUCAGUCCCUGCCGGUGGAAAAACAUCCCCACAGUAUGAUGCUGCCACCACCAUGCUUCACUGUGGGGAUGGUGUUCUCGGGGUGAUGAGAGGUGUUUUGUUUGCGCCAGACAUAGCGUUUUCCUUGAUGGCCAAAAAGCUCAAUUUUAGUCUCAUCUGACCAGAGUACCUUCUUCCAUAUGUUUGCUUAUUUUUUUCUUUAAGCAAUGGCUUUUUUCUGGCCACUCUUCCGUAAAGCCCAGCUCUGUGGAGUGUACGGCUUAAAGUGGUCCUAUGGACAGAUACUCCAAUCUCCGCUGUGGAGCUUUGCAGCUCCUUCAGGGUUAUCUUUAGUCUCUUUGUUGCCUCUGAUUAAUGCCCUCCUUGCCUGGUCCAUGGGUUUUGGUGGGCGGCCCUCUCUUGGCAGGUUUGUUGUGGUGCCAUAUUCUUUCCAUUUUGUAAUAAAUUAUUUAAUGGUGCUCCGUGGUUUCUGAUAUUUUUUUAUAACCCAACCCUGAUCUGUACUUCUCCACAACUUUGUCCCUGACCUGUUUGGAGAGCUCCUUGGUCUUCAUGGUGCCACUUGCUUGGUGGUGCCCCUUGCUUAGUGGUUUUGUAGACUCUGGGGCCUUUCAGAACAGGUGUAUAUAUAUAUAUAUACUGAGAUCAUGUGACAGAUCAUGUGACACUUAGAUUGCACACAGGUGGACUUUAUUUAACGAAUUAUGUGACUUCUGGAGGUAAUUGGUUGCACCAGAUCUUAUUUAGGGGCUUCAUAGCAAAGGGGGUGAAUACAUAUGCACGCACCACUUUUCCGUUAUUAAUGUUUUAGAAUUGUUUGAAACAAGUUAUUUUUUUCAUUUCACUUCACCAAUUUUGACUAUUUUGUGUGUGUCCAUUACAUGAAAUCAAAAUAAAAUCCAUUACAGGUUGUAAUGCAACAAAAUAGGAAAAACACCAAGGGGGAUGAAUACUUUUGCAAGGCACUGUAGCUUCAUAUGGACUCUGUAACAUGAUGGUAAACAGUAUUGUACUUGGUUUUGUUUCCUCCUCAUGUAAAUGCUGACCAAGAGCUGGAAGGAGGUGAAUGGACACAAGCAGCUCUGUCAUUCGUACAAACAAGGAGGCAAAUCUCAGGUGAGUGUCUGUUUUUAUCUGAGUUUGUCUGUGUUUACGUUAGUGUCUGUAUAUAGAUCUUAGUGUUAUUAACCCUCCGUCUCCCUCUCAGAACUGGGACACAGAUUUGCUGCUCCCUGUACAGCAGGUGGUGGUGGUGAAGAGUGAAUCAGAGCCGUCGGCCAUCAGCUUCAUGGGAGCCUUACGCAUACCGGUCAGUCACCUGAGCUCACAUAUCACACACACUGUUUUGUAUUGAUAUCCUUGUGGGGACCAAAGAAUGGAUUCCCAUCCAAAAUCCUAUUUUCCUUAACCCUAAACCCCUAACCCUAAAAUUACACCUAACCCUAACUCCUAACCCUAAAACUACACCUAACUCCUAACACUACACCUAACCGUAACCACUAACCCUAAAACUUAACCCUAACUCCUAACCCUAAACCUAACCGUAACCCUAAAACUACACCUAACCCUAACUCCUAAACCUAACCGUAACCCCUAACCCUAAAACUACACUUAACCCUAACUCCUAACCCUAAACCUAAUCGUAACCACUAACCCUAAAACUACACUUAACCCUAACUCCUAACCCUAAAACUACACUUAACCCUAACUCCUAACCCUAAACCUAACCGUAACCCCUAACCCUAAAACUACACUUAACCCUAACUCCUAACCCUACACCUAACCGUAACCACUAACCCUAAAACUACACUUAACCCUAACUCCUAACCCUACACCUAACCGUAACCCCUAACCCUAAAACUACACUUAACCCUAACUCCUAACCCUAAACCUAACCUUAACCCCUAACCCUAAUUGUACCCCUAACCCCUAAAAGCCUAAAAUAGCAUUUAUCCUCCUGAGGACCGGCUAAAUGUCCCCACUGGUCAGAAUUGUCCUUGUUGAACUAUCCUUGUGAGGACUUCUGGUACCAACAAGGAUAGUUAAACAAACACACUCACACUGCUGCUGAGGGGAGGACGGCUCAUAACAAUGGCUGGAACGGAGCAAAUGGAAAGGCAUCAAACCAUGUGUCUGAUGUAUUUCAUACCGUUGCACUGAUUCCGCUCCAGCUAUUACCACGAGCCCUCCCCAAUUAAGGUGCCACCAACCUCCUGUGACACACGCACCAACGCCCACGCCCUGUUCCCCAAAGCCAGGGUGUCAAACUCAUUUCCUGGAAGGGCGUGUAUCGGCUGGUUUUUGUUAUUUCCCUAAACAUACACCAUACAAAGUACCUUUCUAUUCUGGACAACUAUAAAGCUUUAUUUGUUGACAGUAUGAUUCUGUCUUUCUCCCUCCAGGGAGUGAUAGAGUUCUCUCUGUGUCUGCUGUUUGCCAAGCUGGUCAGCUACACCUUCCUCUUCUGGCUGCCGCUCUACAUCACUAAAGCAGGUGUGUACAUUACGCUACACUCAGUCCACCAACACCCUUUCCCCUGCUACAUCCGUAUAGGAACUCUGUCUGGGCAUUGUUGUAAGAUACAAGAUCUACAAGAUAUACAGGAUGUGUCAGGGCAUUCAGUCUUUGUCUGAUACCUAUCUGACAUUAGGUCUUGAUGUUCUGUGGUCAGCUCUGCCAGGUAGUAUUCCUAAGCUCUGCCACGUAGUAUUCCUAAGCUCUGCCAGGUAGUAUUCCUAAACUCUGCCAGGUAGUAUUCCUAAGCUCUGCCAGGUAGUAUUCCUAAACUCUGCCAGGUAGUAUUCCUAAGCUCUGCCAGGUAGUAUUCCUAAGCUCUGCCAGGUAGUAUUCCUAAGCUCUGCCACAUAGUAUUCCUAAGCUCUGCCACGUAGUAUUCCUAAGCUCUGCCACAUAGUAUUCCUAAGCUCUGCCACGUAGUAUUCCUAAGCUCUGCCAGGUAGUAUUCCCUAAGCUCUGCCAGGUAGUAUUCCCUAAGCUCUGCCACGUAGUAUUCCCUAAGCUCUGCCAGGUAGUAUUCAUAAGCUCUGCCAGGUAGUAUUCCUAAGCUCUGCCACGUAGUAUUCCUAAGCUCUGCCACGUAGUAUUAUUAGUAUCUCUUGUUUUGUUUGCCAGAGGGUGUGUUGAGAAAAUGUGUUGUUUGUCUGUCUCAGCUCACCUAGAUGCCAAGAAGGCCGGAGAUCUCUCCACUCUGUUUGACGUGGGAGGAAUUGUGGGUAUGUUCCCUUUUUUUGUUUUUACAUCUGUUCUUUUCAUGUAGCUUCAUGAUGUCAAAACGAACCAUAUCAUUUUCUUGUGAUCUGGACGUUUAUGCACCUUUGUGUGUGUUUUGUGUCAGAGAUUUUAUUCGUCAAGAUUAUCAUUGGGAAUGAAUAGACAUCAUUCCUGCAUCAUUGGAAUUGAACUACCCUCAAACCACUCCUUUCUUCUUACUUGUUGUGCUCAUCACAUCUUUUCCCUCUCUCCCUCUCUCCCUCUCUGUCUCUCUGUGUCUGUCUGUCUCUCCCUCUCUGUCUGUCUCUCUGUCUCUCUAUCUCUCUGCCUCUCUGUGUCUGUCUGUCUGUCUAGGGGGAAUCCUGGCUGGGGUCAUAUCUGAUAAGCUGGGAAAGAGGGCCACCACCUGUGCAGUGAUGCUGCUGCUGGCUGCUCCUACUGUGAGUCUCUCUCUCUCUCUCUCUCUCUUUUUUUCUCGCUCUCUCGCUCUCUCGCUCUCUCGCUCUGUCUGUCUCUGAGUCUCACUCUCUGCCUCCCCCUGUUGUACAGGACAGGAGUCACAGUUGAUCAUCUCAAUGAAUAAAAUGAUAAGCAUGCAUCGUGAAUCUUACAGGACAUGUACACUGCGUGUACAAAACAUUAAAAACACCUUCCUAAUAUUAAGUUGCACCACCCACUUUUGCCUUCAGAACAGCCUCAAUUGGUUGGGGCAUGGACUCUGCAAGGUGUCAAGUGAUCCACAGGGAUGCUGGCCCAUGUUGACUCCAAUGCUUCCCACAGUUUUCAAGUUGGCUAGAUGUCCUUUGGGUGGUGGACCAUUCUUGAUACACACGGGAAACGGUUAAGUGUAAAAAACCCAGCAGCGUUGCAGUUCUUGAUACAAACCAGUGCGCCUGGCACAUACAACCAUACCCUGUUCAAAGGCACUUAAAUAUUUUAUCUUACCCAUUAACACUCUGAAUGGCACACAUACACAAUCUUCACUGAACAAAAAUAUAAACGCAACAUGUGAAGUGGAUUUGACAUGUGACAUCAUUGAGGGAUCAUAGCUUUCACCUAGUCAGUCUGUCAUGGAAAGAGCAGGUGUUCUUAAUGUUUUGUCCACUCAGUGUAUUUGACAGCUGUUUUGUUCAUUAUUUCAGCUUUAUGGCUUUUCUAUGAUCAGUGAGUUUGGACUGGGACCCACCAUCGGUAUGGAUCAAUUCUCAUAUACUCCAGUUUGUGUUGAGGGAUUGACUGAAUCCCACUCCUGAGCCCAUUGACUUCUAUAACAAAAAUAAAUAAAUAAAUGUAUGCACUCACUAACUGUAAAUCGCUCUGGAUAAGAGCGUCUGCUAAAUGACUAAAAUGUUAAAAAAAUAUAUAAAUAUUGGCUGUGCUAUUUUGACUGUCAAUGACCAACAGGUGAACAGAAUUAUGUCACAAGCUUGGUUGGUUUUGACAUUCAACCAACGAUCAAGUGAAUCAUGUUUGGAUGUGCCGUGUACCCCGUAGGUAUGCUGCUGGUGUGUGGAGGUCUAGUGAAUGGACCAUAUGCCCUUAUUACAACCGCAGUGUCUGCUGAUCUGGUGAGUGAGAGUGUGUGUGAGCGUGAGAGUGAGAGUGUGAGUGAGAGUGAGAGUGAGAGUGAGAGUGUGAGUGUGAGUGAGAGUGAGAGUGAGAGUGUGAGUGAGAGUGAGAGUGAGAGUGAGAGUGAGAGUGAGAGUGAGAGUGAGAGUGAGAGUGAGAGUGAGAGUGAGAGUGUGAGUGUGAGUGUGAGUGUGAGUGUGAGUGUGAGUGUGAGUGUGAGUGUGAGUGUGAGUGGAGUGAGAGUGAGAGUGAGAGUGAGAGUGAGAGUGAGAGUGAGAGUGAGAGUGAGAGUGAGAGUGAGAGUGAGAGUGAGAGUGUGAGUGUGUUGCGAGUCUGUCUCGCUAUCCUUUUACACUGUUUAUAAUCCUCCCUAGUUUUAUCUUCCUGUGCCCUUUUUGAACGGCCAUACUAUUUCAGUAUUUCCUGUGUGUGGGCCUCUCUCUGACCUCAAAUCCCUCUCUGUUUUGACCUUUGACUCCAGGGAACACACAAGAGCCUGAAGGGCAACUCCAGGGCCCUUUCAACUGUCACAGCCAUCAUCGACGGCACAGGAUCAGUAGGUUAGUCUCAUACACUCCUCAGCCAUCAUCGACGGCACAGGAUCAGUAGGUUAGUCUCAUACACUCCUCAGCCAUCAUCGACGGCACAGGAUCAGUAGGUUAGUCUCAUACACUCCUCAGCCAUCAUCGACGGCACAGGAUCAGUAGGUUAGUCUCAUACACUCCUCAGCCAUCAUCGACGGCACAGGAUCAGUAGGUUAGUCUCAUACACUCCUCAGCCAUCAUCGACGGCACAGGAUCAGUAGGUUAGUCUCAUACACUCCUCAGCCAUCAUCGACGGCACAGGAUCAGUAGGUUAGUCUCAUACACUCCUCAGCCAUCAUCGACGGCACAGGAUCAGUAGGUUAGUCUCAUACACUCCUCAGCCAUCAUCGACGGCACAGGAUCAGUAGGUUAGUCUCAUACACUCCUCAGCCAUCAUCGACGGCACAGGAUCAGUAGGUUAGUCUCAUACACUCCUCAGCCAUCAUCGACGGCACAGGAUCAGUAGGUUAGUCUCAUACACUCCUCAGCCAUCAUCGACGGCACAGGAUCAGUAGGUUAGUUUCAUACACUCCUCAGCCAUCAUCGACGGCACAGGAUCAGUAGGUUAGUCUCAUACACUACUCAGCCAUCAUCGACGGCACAGGAUCAGUAGGUUAGUCUCAUACACUCCUCAGCCAUCAUCGACGGCACAGGAUCAGUAGGUUAGUCUCAUACACUCCUCAGCCAUCAUCGACGGCACAGGAUCAGUAGGUUAGUCUCAUACACUCCUCAGCCAUCAUCGACGGCACAGGAUCAGUAGGUUAGUCUCAUACACUCCUCAGCCAUCAUCGACGGCACAGGAUCAGUAGGUUAGUCUCAUACACUCCUCAGCCAUCAUCGACGGCACAGGAUCAGUAGGUUAGUCUCAUACACUACUCAGCCAUCAUCGACGGCACAGGAUCAGUAGGUUAGUCUCAUACACUCCUCAGCCAUCAUCGACGGCACAGGAUCAGUAGGUUAGUCUCAUACACUCCUCAGCCAUCAUCGACGGCACAGGAUCAGUAGGUUAGUCUCAUACACUCCUCAGCCAUCAUCGACGGCACAGGAUCAGUAGGUUAGUCUCAUACACUCCUCAGCCAUCAUCGACGGCACAGGAUCAGUAGGUUAGUCUCAUACACUCCUCAGCCAUCAUCGACGGCACAGGAUCAGUAGGUUAGUCUCAUACACUCCUCAGCCAUGAUCGACGGCACAGGAUCAGUAGGUUAGUCUCAUACACUCCUCAGCCAUCAUCGACGGCACAGGAUCAGUAGGUUAGUCUCAUACACUCCUCAGCCAUCAUCGACGGCACAGGAUCAGUAGGUUAGUCUCAUACACUCCUCUCCUGUUGCCUCCAACCAUACCAGUCAGAUCCUACAUGAUGAAGUAGCUCCACAAGGCAAUGGGUUGCUUUAGAAUUCAGCAUAGGACUAUCUCUGUGACUUACUAACGGUCCUCUGAUGUUAUGUGUUCUUCUCAGGUGCAGCGAUAGGCCCCCUCCUGGCAGGAGUGUUGUCGUCACGGGGAUGGUACCAGGUCUUCUACAUGCUGAUGGCAGCGGACUUCCUAGCACUGUUGGUUUGUACUGAUGCUAAUCUUCUAAAUAGUUGACCUGAAAUGUGCAUUUAAUGUGUGUGGAUCUCAUAGAAUGAGGCUUUAAUGUGUGUGGAUGUGUUUUCUCUGUAGCUGUUGCUGCGGCUGGUGACGAAGGAGCUGACCUCCGCUAACGUGGUUAAACCUCGUUCUGGCAGCACCACCGUAGAGUGAGUGACUUCUCUCUGUUUGGUAUAGAUUCUACCUAUUGUACUAUGGUGGUAUCCAGGUUAUAUAAACAUGACUGAGGCCACUGAUCAUGUUCUAAGAUCAUACCCAGAAGACCUGCUAACCUCCCCUGUUAUUGGUAAUAGUGAGAGGUUACCAUGUCUUGCGGGUAUGAUCUUUGACCCUCUGUAACUUUCUCAUUCAUCAUUAUUCACGAUUCAUUAAGGAUUAUAUUUAGGGGCUUCAUAGCAAAGAGGGUGAAUACAUAUGCGCACACCACUUUUCCGUUAUUUAUUUUUUAGAAUUUUUUGAAACAAGAAUACUUUUGCAAGGCACUGUACAUGGCUCCUAGCCUACCAUGCAUAUUGCUACUUUCUGUCCCUAACACUAAAACUAAAUAAAUAAAUAACGAAAUAUAAAUGUUUUUAUCAACUAGUAAAUCAAGUCUGAAAACUAACUGAAACUAAACAGAAUUUCUAAAUAGAAAUAAAAACGAAUAGAAAAUCCCAACUAUAAUAACCUUGUGAAGUCUACAGGUACGUUAGCGUUCGUCUGACUCAGGGUAGAAGAACAACCAAACAAAAAUAAUAAUUAAUUAAUUAAUUGCCAGAAUCUUACUAAUUAAUUACUUUUUAGUAGAAAAAGAAUUAAACAAAUUCCAUGAGAAUCUCCAUAUAUCGAAUGAUCUACUAUCACGCGUUCAAUUCACCAAAUUCCUAGGUGUCCUUAUUGACGAAAAAACAUCUGUCUGUCUCAUCUCAUCCCAAGAAAAUAUUAGUUUGAUCUAUUGCCUACCACACCUUAAUUACAUUUACAUUUUAGUCAUUUAGCAGACGCUCUUAUCCAGAGCGACUUACAGUUAGUGUAUGCAUACAUGUUUUGUUUUUUUCAUACUGGCCCCCCGUGGGAAACGAACCCACAUCGCUGCCGGCCAAACCCUCCCCUACCUUGGCGACGCUGGACCGAUUGUGCGCCGCCCAUGGGUCUUCUGGUCGCGGCCGGCUGCGACAGAGCCUGGAUCUCUAGUGGCACAGCUAGCACUGCGAUGCAGUGCCUUAGACCACUGCGCCACUCGGGAGACCCAAAUCUACUCAUUUGUCUCAUAUUGCAAUAUAGUCUGGGCCACUACUUAUAAAAGCAACCUCAAUAACAUCUUCCAUCUCCAAAAACGUUUUGUGAGGAUGGCAACUCACUCAGACAGUCAUGCCAGUUCCUCACCUUCAAAUCCUCUAUUUAUGUCAACCAACACUUCCAAGUGUGUCUGUUUUGUGUUCCAAUUCAAAAUGAAUCUACUCCCCGUUUCUUUUCAAACACCUAUUCAAAUUCAAUAUUCAGGUUCAUCAUUACUCUACAGGAACUGCCAGCGAUCUCCACUUCCCAUUUUUUCGUACAAGAUUAGGUCAAUCUUCCAUCACAUCCGUUUUUUUUGGAACAGUCUCCCGGACCACCCAAUGAUGUAUAUAAACCCUGGAUUGCUGAUCCUAUGUAUUGGCCAUUGAGAGGCUUUGAAGCCACCCGUCGGCCAUAUUGUCACUCCCCAGUAGGAGCAGUCCUCCAUAGGAAUGAAUGGUAUUCUACAGUAUUUCAAUUAAACGUUUCAAGGACAUAAUUACAUGUAUUUAAGUAUUUUUCUGCUGUAGUGGGGACAGUAACAUUAGUAAUUUCAAACAAUUAUACUUUUAAGAAAUGUUUUGUAUAUAUUUAUUCAUUUUUUGUAUUUAUGUUGAGCUCAUAUAAUUUAAAAGUAUGCAUUGUAAUGGAAUUUUUUGCAAUGGUGGGGGAGUGCCAAGAUGGAGGUGCGGUGGCAUUAAAACAGCGCCCCCUGUCAGUCAUCUAGUGUAUAUAUGUUAUUGGAACCACCUCAUGCACUGCAACACCUUAAACUCCUUCAAAUACAAAAUUAACAAAUAUCUACUAGACAUUCCAUACAAUGACUCAUCCCAAUAACCUUCUGCCAUAUAUCCAUAACAAUUAUGCUGAUUCAUGAUUUCGACUGGCUGAGAAAAGCUGCCUGCUUUUCUGCCUCGGCCUGACUCCUGACCCCUACGCUUCAUUACUAUGGGACAGCUGGAGAUCGAAUUUCAAUAUUGAAACAAUGUUACAAAUGUCAAGAGAGACAGAAAGCAAGGUUUAUACAAAUCUCCGCUAUUGAAAACCAAUUGCUAGUCUAAAAGAAAGUGGAGAUUUAAGUUUAUAAAUUGCCUGGCUGGGCUGAUGAGACAGUGGAUUGCGCAGUCAGAUGGAACAGAGUAAAUAGGCAUUUCAACAUCAUAGCUUUAGCCGGUGGUAACUUGUGGAAUAGACACGGGCUGGAAUGCGGUUUUAACCAAUCAUCAUCCAGGAUUAGACCCAACCGUUGGAUAAAUCCCAAUAACCUUCUGCCUAUCUGUCACUCAUUUUGAUUAUUUAACUUAAAUCUCCUUUCUUUUUUUUACCCAAUUCAUCAUGUUUUCAUUUUUUUUUUCAUUUGUGUAAAUCUAUUUGUUUCUUAAAUCAGGAUACUUUUUAUUUUUAUUUUUAUGUUCUAUAAACAUUUGAAAGGGAGAGGUGCCUUAACGAGCAAAUAAAUAAAUCAUAGUUACUGAUCAAAGUCUGUUUUUCUGUUUCUCUCUUUUAGGAUGAAGGAGCACUAAGCACUUGCACUAAACUCCAGACAGAGGAGCGAACAGACUUAGUACAGACACACACACUGCAUCUUAUACCACUAACCUGUACCUCUGUCCAGUAACUGAACUAGUGUGAAGCAGCACCUCUUGGAACCGAAUGAAAGCCGAUGAAGAUUCAGUAACAGAGGAUAAUAAAGUAACCAAGCCAGCCAAAGUUCAUCUCAGCACAAACCACUACAACUUUUCUUUUAGUUGUUCUACAGCACACUGGGCUUAAAAAAAUAAAAAUGGUUUACUGUCACAUCUGCCUUAUGGAACCAAAGAUUGUGGGGAAAUGCAUUAUAAUUUAUAUGAAAUUAUUAUUAUUAUUAUUAUUAUUUAAGUUGACAUAUUAUUCUGUUCUGCUGUGUAUUUUCUCUGUAAAUAAAGUAAUAUGCAGGGACUGCAAUGUAUUUUUAUAUGAUCACCAAAUUAUGUUUAUGUUUGGUGACUUGAAUCCUAUGAAUGUAAAAUGUGUGUUUGAGUAUGAAAUUCUAUAUACCAACUCUAACUGAUGAGGAGGAUCAAUCAUUUCUCAGUAAGCUUUCUUUAGGCAGUGCGAUGUUGAAAACUAUAGUGAUGUUCUUAUGUAGAAAAUAUCAAAUGCCAUCAUCCCAAACCUUAAACACUCACAUAAAGUGAGUUCAUUUAGUCUUGCCUCUAGAAUUGUGAACAUUUUGAAUGUGUUCCUUUGACUAAUGCUUGCUACCUCGAGUCCUUAGAGUGUUACGCACAAAAUGCCAAAUGUGUGAAAUAAGGCAGGCUAUAAUAAUCUGAGAAAAUCAUCUAUAUUCUUUACUUUCAUGAUGGCACAUGUGGAGGCUGUAGUCAAUUCCAAUUCACUUCCUGUAUUAAACUGAAUUGAAAUGGAAAAGACCCCAUCCAACAACAUGUCCAUUUUAUUUAUGUGGAGAUAGAGCAUAUCUUCGUGGAAGAGAACUUCAGUGGUAGUACUUGAAAUACUGUGUGCCUUUUUGUUUGUUGGGCAGUUGCUUUGUUCUGUCACUUAUGUCUGAACCUUACCUGAUUACCAUAACUACACAGUCUUGGUGAAAAUUGUAGAUUUGUAAAGACUUGGUAUAUAAAUAAAAAAGAUGGCGUGGCUGCAUUACUGAAUUCUCUGGAUGCCUCUAUACCCCAAGCAAAA